AUGACCAGUCGAAGAAAGAACACCAGCAUUGUGUUCAACGGUACAAACAACCAAAUACAUCACCUGCCCUUGGAUGAAGUGUGGGUGAACGCUGUAGUUGUUGAUGUAUCGGCCAAGAUCAUCAUUACACAUAUAUUUUCCAAUCCAUCUGAGGACUCCACUGGUCGAGCGAAGUAUGUCUUCCCUGUUCCGGCGCGAUCGGCCGUAUGUGGAUUCGCCAUGAAGACGUCGGAUGGGCGUGAAGUGGUUGGGGUAGCGAAGGAGAGUCAAAAGGCGGAAGACGAAUAUAGGCAGGCUCUCGAAGAAUCCAAGGUAGCGGGGCUAGUACAGUGGGGUGCAGACGACGGGUCGAUCCCUGCUCGUGGGGUAGUCGUCACAAAGAUAACGCUCGUGAUGCACCUUAUGGACGACGACCAUCCGAAUGAGAUUCGCUUCCAGCUUCCAAUGUCGGUCGGGACCAUGCGAUACGGUACCCCGCACCCCAGCACAAUGAAUUCCCUCCGUGCGCCACCGCAUACCAGCCUACGCAUCGCCGUAAAAAUCCAAACCAGCGGGUUAUUAGAGAGCGUCUCCAGUCCUAGUCACACCAUCGCCCUCACACCCCAUCGUACACACCACGGACAACAUUCCAACCGUCGCACUACGGCCUCCCUUCGUUCGUCGGAGUUCCUAAACUCGGAUUUCGUGCUGAUCAUCCGGGCAGAAGGACUCGAUGCGCCCAGGUGUUUCGCGGAACUGGACGAUCCGGGUUCUGAGACUCGGGCAAGGACGACGGCGGGUGAGGACUCGAAGCCGACGGUCGCGGUACAGUUGACGGUCGUACCGAAGUUUGGAAUUCAGCCGUUACCUGCGCAGGAGUAUCUCUUCUUGGUGGAUAGGAGUGGGAGCAUGCAAGGCGGCAGGAUAGAGACGGCCAAGGAUACGUUGAUCAUGCUGCUGAAAGCCAUUCCGUCGAGCGGCGCGGCCCUCAAUAUCUUCAGUUUCGGGAGUCAAUGUACGGGUCUUUGGCAGAAUAGUGAGGCAUACAGUCAAACCUCCGUAGAUCAAGCUACGACACAUACUCAGAGCAUGCAGGCAAACUGUGGCGGAACGGAGACGCGUCUUGCCUUAACACAUGUAUUUUCCCGACGGAAACGAAGCAUGCCUACUGUCAUAUUCAUCCUUACAGAUGGAGAGGACCAUGACAUCGAACAGACGCUCAAGGCUGUUGCUACCGCCGUGGCACAAAGUACUCCAUCAGCCCCUCUCCGCAUCUUCGUUCUCGGUAUUGGGAACACAGUAUCCACUGCCAUGUGCGAAGGGAUUGCUCGCGCCGGGAAUGGCCUUUGUCUGAUGGCUCUGAACUCCACAGAGAUCGUAGGCAAGUGCGCGCAGCUCCUACGUGCAGGUCGCACUCGCCUCCUCAAGGGCGUCACCAUCGAUUGGGGAGUGACCGAAGAGGCGGACCUAAACACGAAUUCUUUCCGGCGUAUACAAUUCCCACCUCCUCCUUUCAUUCGACAGACACCCUCCGUCAUCCAGACACUGUAUCCCGGCCUACGUCUCGUCGUCUACGCCAUCCUCCAGACCGAUAAGAUUCCGUCCACUGUCACGAUCAAAGGAACGCUCGGCGAUGGUCAAGAAGUCCUCAACCUCUCUGUACCCGUCGAACCCAUCCGUCUUUCCCUGCCCUCCCCCUCUAGUCGAGCUCGUAGCGCUGCCAAGGCGAUGCUCAUACACACGCUGGCUGCUCAUCGCCUCAUUCAGGACCUGCAGGAAGGACGAGGACCAAUGCCGGGGGGCGCUAUUGGAGGCCAGUCGAACACGAAGGCGGCGAUAGUAGAGCUGGGAGCGAGAUACCAGCUCGCAAGCGAGUAUACGUCGUUUGUCGUCGUCGAUUCUGGAGUGGUCCGGACUAGACAAGCACAAGAAAGGCAUGGAAGAGGUGUAGAGGCGAGUGCACCGGAAAGGCAUGGAAGAAGUGGGCUGGCCGGUAGUCGACGGCAACGACGACAAGAACGGGAUGAUCCAAACGAAUGGAUCGAUGUCCCUGUAAAUGAACCUGACGAUGCUCAGGACUCGGGUUACGUUUCGUGGGCGCUCGGUGCUGUGUGGAGUCGGCUCUCAUGGGUCCUAGGAUAUGGACAACCCGCAACGACCAAUGCCAGACAGCACGCGAGAAGAGAGACUGCGGCUUCUGAGAGAGCUGACGAUGACUCUGCAGGUGUGGACCACGAUGAUGAAUCAGACGAUUCACAUCCGGGGGAGGAUUACGAUAGUGCAGCCACGUACUCGACGAUGAGCUCCUUGGAGAGUUACUCCAGCCGUGAGAGCUCUCCUGGAAGAUCCAGACCUCAUCGUCGUCGUCCAGUCGUCGAACCUUCUCCACCUCCGUCGCGGCCACCAUCCGAAAGCCGUAGUCCAUCGCCAGAAAUACAACCCAAUCGUCCUGCAUCGGGCGGCUUGCACGAUGCAGGUUCUUCCUCUCAGAACCCCGCUCCACUGCAACGCGAUAUUCACGUUCCAGUGAUUGACCUCGUGAAGCUACAAGCUUUCGAUGGAUCGUUUGUCCUUGGUCGAGACUUGGAGAGAAUCGUAGGCCCAGCGGCAGUGAACGAAUGGGGCGACAUGGGGGAUGUGGAGAGCGAGGUGUGGGCCACCGCACUGGCUGUGGCGUUUCUGGAGAAACACUCGUCUGGGCAAGCAGAGCUCAUCGAGUGCUUGAAGGAUAAAAUCAUGGAUUAUAUCGAUGGAAAGCCGCAGAUGGAGUGGGCUGACUUUCUGGCGUUGAUUUGGUAUGCGAAUGUCGUCCAUGAAACAAGUCCGAACUUGAAUCUCGCAUCCUUUUGUAUGGACGAAAACGUCAUUUCGGUGUAA
Stereum hirsutum FP-91666 SS1 is the source of this 2856-nucleotide messenger RNA. RefSeq lists its product as uncharacterized. The transcript has 7 exons. The record is from RefSeq and is a predicted model, not a curated record. Lineage: Eukaryota; Fungi; Basidiomycota; Agaricomycetes; Russulales; Stereaceae. The coding region runs from base 1 to 2856 and encodes 951 amino acids.